CUUGGUGACAAGUGGGGUGGGAAGAGGGAGGGCAGGUUUUGCCCUGGCUUGUUCAGGCAUGAAUGAGGAUGCCAUUACCGAUGUUGAGUUGGUCCUGAUUUGGAGCUUUUGGUACCGUUGAUCGUACAGAUUUUUGGUGUUUCUGGGAAUAGUUGGAAUGAAGAAUGUUCUUUGAGAAAAGGGUUUUGAUGAGUGUUGCAGAAGGGAGCAUGAGAUUGCGGAAUGACUGAGAUUCUUGGAGCCAAGUAGUGAUGACACCGCUGACUUCAUUUCAUUUCACUUUCUGUUCCUGAUACUCUAUUAGAACGUUUAGGCUUCUUAUGGUGAAGAUGAGAUCACUUGAUCAAGGCUGGCAAACAGCGUUUCAAGAAAAUUCCCAGUCCCAACUGUUACCUUGCCUCUCAACGGUCAUUAACUGCCUUAUCGCGCCUUUUCCAAUUGAGUUCUAUACUGUAUAUAAAUUGAAACAAUAUGCACCAAUGAAUCAACAAUUUCUAUUCACUGCUCUCUCUAAGUCGGUGGUGCUACUAUUCUGGAGCAACCACCAACUAAUUCCAAACUUCAAAAGGACAACGUUCCCACUUUCCUUCAAAGAAACUGAGAUUAACAGACACUCUCAGGUCUUCAGGUAUGGCGGAUCCAAAUGCCAAUGUUCCCAAUCAUGACCCUUUUUAUGCCCCAUUAGCGGAUAACACUCUUACUUUCAUGAACAACAUGGAGCCCCUACUUAGGGAUGGGGAUACAACCACAACCUAUUUAAACACCCAACGGCGUGCUAUGAACAAUAUCAUGGGCAACAGGAAUCACCCAUUUAUGGAUGACACUAGGAACAGUUUCUUGAACAACAUGAAUCCCUCUCUUUCAGGGAACUCUUCUUUAAAUAAUUCAAACAUGUGGCAUUUACCCGUUAACUCUCAGUCGAAUCCUUCAAACAACAAUUUGGGAACGAGUUCUCAAAUACAACCAAACUUCGAAAAAGAAGAUUUAAACAAUCCGCAUGUUCCUACUCGUGUGGACUCGCCUAUCCAGGAACUCUCGCAACACCUCUUUUUUCGUCAGUCACGCGAGAAACGUAAGCAACCUAUCGAUGUUAUUCGUUCGAAGGAAUCGGGUCAAACCUAUACUCGCAGGAAGAAAAACUCUAAUGCAGGGUGCUCUGGGUCGGGUACGUCAAAGAAUCAUGGGGAAAUGAAUAAUCAAGGUGAAACAAACUUGGUAAAUGAAAAUGUAAACAGCCAGAGUAUUCUUAGGCAACAGGACUUAUUACCUGUCCAGGAACCUGUUUUACAUCCCACUUCAAUUCCUCCAUUAUCAGAGCAGGAAGCUACUGAACCUUUACAGACAGCAACCAAUUGGGAGGGUACUGGUAAUGAGUCCAAUUUGGAAAAUUCUCAAGCGGGUAUGCAUAAUGAGUCUAAUUUGGAGAAUUCUCAAACGGCUUCUUUUAGUUUUCAUCGAGAAACUAGCAGUCAAGUAGAGACAAGUUUGAGAACAGAAAGGUUUGAUAACAAUAAGGGGAAACUUUCUGGUAGGCCUAGGGGACCACCCCCGUCUGAUUGUAGCGGUUGCGAAAUGUUGAGAGAAAUUAUUCAUCGCAAAGGCCCCCUUGUUAAGAAACUACAGCUUCAUGGUGAAUUAUUACGUGGCCGUUAUUUUCAUGCUCUCAUUAAUGUUUUUGACGAGGAUACUACUGUGGUUUCAGAUGUUGAAAAUAUCAAUUUCUAUGAUAAAGGUUAUAAGGAUGUAGAAAAGUUCCUUUCACAAUAUUUCAUCAAGCAAGAGCAAGAGGGAUGGAGCAUGCAUGAUGAUCCUCGUGCAGUUUUCUUUAAAGUCCUAUGCUUCGGGUCUGACGGGUGAAGCUGCAAAUCCUGUCUCCCCGAUGGCACGAGUAUUAGCUACUGUCCUUGCUCAAGCUGCGAGAAUAGAAAUCCUCCGCCCCUUAUUUGUGCUCCCAUCACUGCAUCCUCUCUGUUUUGUUGCUGCUUGUCUUAUAACUUAUUAACAUUGUUAACGAUGUUAUCCUAAAGCCAAAACACCGGUUGCUUGAAUAAUAUAUGAUUGCUUUACAAAUUUCAAAGAGUGAUUCUAUUCAGUGGGAGUUCGAAACAUUAUUACACAUGGUAUGGUUCAUGGAAUUAAGCAAGAUUUAGGAACGAACAGAAUCAUGCUGGAAAACUUUCAAAUCUGUACUUCUA
Theobroma cacao (cacao) is the source of this 2195-nucleotide messenger RNA. The record is from RefSeq and is a predicted model, not a curated record. Lineage: Eukaryota; Viridiplantae; Streptophyta; Magnoliopsida; Malvales; Malvaceae.